GGAAACAGACCUCAGUGAUCAGCGAUGGCUGCUGGUCGGCUUCCUGGUCUGAGCUGCUUCUUCACAUUCAGUGUUUUGGGGCUUCUGGGGGUCUGCUUCCCUCAUGAUGUGGAGGCCUCCAGAGAGGAAUCUGUCAUCCAUAAAAAUGUUGGAGAAACUGUGGAGUUUAAAUCAGGUUUACUGUCGACUGAAGGAGUCACACUGGCAGAGUGGAAAUAUGGAGGCGUCAGAAUUGCAUCAUACAAUGGGCCAGUGAAAGAAAACCAUCAGUUUGAGGACAGAAUACAAAUAAACCCUCAGAACUUUAGUUUAACAGUCAGAAAUCUGACUCCUCAAGACUCAGGGGAUUACCAUUUUGUCUCAGAGGUGAAUGACAUGCAAAGACCAACAAUCACGUUCACUCUACGAGUUCAUGAGCCCAUAAAGAAGCCUCUCCUGUCAAUCAAUGUGACUCGUGAUGCAUUGAAUCAAUCCUGCACAGUCUUCCUGGAGUGCAGUACAUCUGUUCAUGACGUCUCCUACAGCUGGACUGUGGGGAGUCAAAAAAAAUCUGGCUCCAAGCUGCAGCACGUCAUUCGACCUCAGGACGGAGAGAUCAGAUUCACCUGCACGAUCUCAGAUCAGUUCACUGAGGAAUCCUCGUCCAUAAACCAAACCUGCAGCAAUGACACUUUUACAGACAAACCAGGUACAUUCAGGUUCUGGGUAGAGGCUCUGGUGCACAGCAACCAGCAAACCAGAAUGAAACUCAACUUUAUUCCACUCUUCUUCAUGGUGAUGGUGCCGUCUACGAGUCUGUUCAAGGCUCUGGAAGAGGAGUCUGCUCUGUGUUCAGAGUAG
Salarias fasciatus (jewelled blenny) is the source of this 840-nucleotide messenger RNA. Its product is annotated as SLAM family member 5-like. The transcript is spliced from 6 exons. Gene Ontology annotation, cellular component: membrane. The record is from RefSeq and is a predicted model, not a curated record. Lineage: Eukaryota; Metazoa; Chordata; Actinopteri; Blenniiformes; Blenniidae. Bases 25 to 840 code for a protein of 271 amino acids.